UAACGAGCAUCUUCGGCAAGAGAUUGUGCACCAGUUUGGCACAAGAAUAUUGCAGUAAAACAAUGGCAGCUCCAAAAAAGGGGGAUCUUUCAGCGGCAGAGAGGGAACUAUUACAGGUUAUUGCCGCAGGCGAUGAACAAGAAGUUGCAAGGCUGCUUGGAAGCAAUGAUGUCCGGGUGAACUGUUUGGAUGAGUAUGGCAUGACUCCUUUAAUGCAUGCAGCAUACAAGGGCAAGGCUGAAAUGUGUCGGCUGCUGCUGCAGCACGGGGCAGAUGUCAACUGCAACGAGCAUGAUUAUGGCUACACCGCACUGAUGUUCGCAGGCCUUUCAGGAAAUACAGACAUCACCAUCAUGAUCCUGGACGCAGGAGCAGAGACUGACCUGGUCAACUCUGUGGGCCGCACAGCUGCACAGAUGGCUGCCUUUGUGGGCCAGCAUGACUGUGUGACAGUGAUCAACAACUUCUUCUCGCUAGCGAGGCUCGAGUACUUCACCAGGCCCCAGGGGCUGGAGAGGGAACCCAAACUGCCCCCCAAACUGGCUGGGCCACUCUACAAGAUCAUCAUGACCACCAACCUCAACCCAGUCAAGAUGGUGAUGUUAGUGAAAGAGAACCCGUUGAUGGUGGAUGUUGGCGCUCUCGAGAAGUGCUACCGUGUUAUGGACCUGCUGUGUGAACAGUGUGUCAAGCAACAACAAAUGAAUGAAGUGCUGGCCAUGAAGAUGCACUACAUCAGCUGCGUUCUGCAGAAAUGCCUCGCCUUCCUCCUGGAGCGCGACGACAAGCUGGACGCUCUUGUCAAGAGCUUGUUGAAAGGGAGGGAUUGCGAUGGCUUCCCACAGAACCAGGAGAAGUUCAUUCGGGACUGCAUCCGGAAGUUUCCAUACUGUGAGGCUACGCUUCUUCAGCAGCUCGUUAGGAGCAUCGCCCCUGUGGAGAUUGGCAACGACCCCACAGCCUUCUCGGUGCUAACCCAAGCUCUGACGGGCAAGAUGGCCUUUGUGGACGCUGAUUACUGCGCUACAUGUGGGGAGAGGGGGGCGGAUAAGCGGUGCUCGCUCUGCAAAACGCUGAUUUACUGCAGCCUGUCGUGUCAGAAGCUCCACUGGUUCACCCAUAAAAUGAUCUGCAGAGCUCUGCAAGCUCAAGAGAUGGGCCCUGAGAGAGACACACCCCGGCUGAGAGAACUCAAUGUGGAGGAUGAGAACGACCUGGUGAAGGAGACUGCCAACUUCCUCCAGGAGCUGUGUGUGAGAGCAGAGGAGGUCGCGGCUGCAAGCUGCCCCGCUGAGCUACUAGGAUGCCCCUCCACCUCCUCUACCACCCCCCCUCCCUCCUCCUCCGCUGCUGCCCCAGGCCCCACCUACUCCCAGGACUGAGAGGGAGGAGCCCUGGCACAUUCUUAGCCCCUCCCCUCAUCCACAUGUGACCUCAAGGCCGUUAGGGAUCGAUCUUUCGGUUUUACCAGCCUAUCGGCUGAGCUAUGGGGUCUGUGCUAUGGGCCCCCUGGGGCCCUCAUUGGUUCAGUAGUCUAGAGGGACAGCCGGGUGCCACACACACCCAGUGUGUUUGCACCAAUGGUGGAGCGGCAUGCUUGCAGAAGAGGAAACAAGUCGGUUUUUCAGAAUUGUGGGUGCUGAGUUGAGAUUUCACAGCCAUAGAAGUGCCAUGAAGGAAAAGACGAUGGAGUUUAGACUUGUAUAUGAUGUAUGUAGAGGCACUGAGUGUAUCUAUUCUGUAGGACCUGCUGUUUGUUUCUCUCUCUUGGUCUUACAGUGUAUGCCUUACAUGGUUAUUGUGAAACCACAAAUAUUUGUGCCAUAUUCUCUGUGGAAAGUCUUCAAACAUUCCUGUGAAUCUGCAAUGUCACUAAUGAGUGCUUAAUUUGAGCCUUUAAUAUAAAAAGGAAAGAAAACUACAUUCAUAGCCAAAUUGUGUGCUGUUUGUCAAAUUAAGUAUAUUGUAUGUGUUAUAUGUAGAUGUUUUUAAGUUGAUAAUUUGUGUAUCAUGCUUUAUCUUAAUUGUGUGUUAUUUAGUUUUCAGAAGGUCAAGCAAUCCACCAAUGACAUUCUAACCUUGUUGGUGCUAUUUCCUUAUCGGUUGGAAAACCUCUCUAAAUUGCUUGUCUUAAAUUGUAAA
Messenger RNA from Osmerus eperlanus (European smelt), 2142 nucleotides. Its product is annotated as ankyrin repeat and MYND domain-containing protein 2-like. Bases 63 to 1382 code for a protein of 439 amino acids. The record is from RefSeq and is a predicted model, not a curated record. The transcript is spliced from 10 exons. NCBI's taxonomy places the organism in Eukaryota, Metazoa, Chordata, Actinopteri, Osmeriformes, Osmeridae. Gene Ontology annotation, molecular function: protein binding.